UUUGAAGAUAAUGAUAAGGGGAAGCACUCAACGCAGGACAAUUGUAAUCCAAACUAUAAUUUGAUUUGAUUUGGUGAUUUGUGAUUUCCCAUAUAACUGGAGAUUUGAACGACCAAACCCAGGAAGACGAAGAAAGAAAUGUCAAAGGAGGAGAUAUUCAUUGGUGCCAUUGAUCAAGGCACCACCAGUUCGAGGUUCAUCAUCUAUGAUCAGAAGGCGCGUCCCAUCGGGAGUCACCAGGUCGAGUUCACUCAGUUCUACCCAGAAGCCGGCUGGGUGGAGCAUGAUGCGGUUGAGAUACUGGAGAGUGUGAAAGUGUGUAUGGCGAAGGCGUUGGACAAGGCGACGGCUGACGGACACAAUGUGGACAGUGGAUUGAAGGCCAUCGGGUUGACCAAUCAGAGAGAGACUACUCUUAUUUGGAGCAAAUCCACCGGUUCUCCUCUCUAUAAUGCUAUUGUUUGGAUGGAUGCUCGCACCAGUUCGGUUUGCAGGAAAUUGGAGAAAGAAUUGAGUGGUGGAAGAACCCAUUUUGUGGAGACAUGUGGUUUGCCUAUUAGCACUUAUUUCAGUGCAAUGAAACUGAUAUGGUUAAUGGAAAACGUAGAUCCUGUUAAACAAGCUAUAAAGUCAGGGGAUGCUAUGUUUGGAACGAUGGAUACUUGGUUGAUAUGGAAUUUAACUGGUGGUGUGAAUGGUGGUUUGCAUGUCACUGAUGUUUCUAAUGCGUCGCGGACGAUGCUCAUGAAUCUUAAAACUCUUGACUGGGAUAAACAUACCCUUGAAACAUUGGGAAUUCCAGCCGAAAUUCUACCUAAAAUUGUAAGUAACUCUGAGGUUAUCGGAAAAAUUGGCAAAGGGUGGCCGAUUACUGGGAUUCCAAUUUCAGGAUGUCUUGGAGACCAACACGCAGCUAUGUUAGGGCAGGCUUGCAGAAAAGGCGAGGCUAAAAGCACUUAUGGUACUGGUGCUUUUAUACUUCUCAACACUGGUGAAGAGAUAGUUCAGUCAAAACAUGGUCUUUUAAGCACUUUAGCCUAUAAGCUUGGUCCAGAAGCACCAACUAAUUAUGCUCUAGAGGGUUCAAUUGCGAUUGCUGGUGCUGCAGUUCAGUGGCUCAGAGACAGUCUUGGGAUAAUUACCACUGCAAAUGACAUUGAAGGAUUGGCCUCGCAGGUUGAUUCGACUGGUGGAGUCUAUUUUGUACCUGCUUUCAAUGGAUUGUUUGCGCCAUGGUGGCGUGAUGAUGCACGUGGGAUUGUUAUUGGAAUUACAAGGUUUACAAGUAAGGCUCACAUCGCUCGAGCUGUGCUCGAGAGCAUGUGUUUUCAAGUGAAUGAUGUUUUGGAUUCAAUGCAGAAGGAUGCAAUGGAGAAGGGUCAGAAGACUCACUUCGUGCUCAGAGUUGAUGGAGGUGCUACUGUUAAUAACCUGUUGAUGCAAAUUCAGGCGGAUUUGUUGGGAAGUCCAGUGGUGAGACCGGCGGACAUAGAGACAACAGCUCUUGGAGCAGCAUAUGCAGCUGGAUUAGCAGUUGGGGUAUGGAAGGAGGAAGAAAUAUUUGCUUCAGGAGAAAAGGCAAAGACUUCCACCAGAUUUAAGCCUGCCUUAGAGGAACAACUUAGAAAGAGGAAGGCAGAAUCUUGGUGCAGAGCGGUUGAAAGAACUUUUGACUUGGCUGAUCUCUCUCUUUGAUGAAUUUCUCACUUUGUGUAGAUUCUUGUUAAUUCCAGACAUUGUUAAGAACUCUUUCCGCUUCUCUAGUAAUUUAAUAAGGGAUUUUGCCCUUUUGGGUUGGAUUUGAUGCUCUA
Messenger RNA from Pistacia vera, 1811 nucleotides. RefSeq names its product glycerol kinase. The coding region runs from base 139 to 1695 and encodes 518 amino acids. The record is from RefSeq and is a predicted model, not a curated record. Gene Ontology annotation, biological process: triglyceride metabolic process; glycerol metabolic process; glycerol-3-phosphate biosynthetic process. Gene Ontology annotation, cellular component: mitochondrion. Lineage: Eukaryota; Viridiplantae; Streptophyta; Magnoliopsida; Sapindales; Anacardiaceae. The transcript is spliced from 5 exons. Gene Ontology annotation, molecular function: glycerol kinase activity.